This is a messenger RNA of Angiostrongylus costaricensis, 363 nucleotides long. The record is from the annotation of a GenBank genome assembly. NCBI's taxonomy places the organism in Eukaryota, Metazoa, Nematoda, Chromadorea, Rhabditida, Metastrongylidae.
AUGAGUUAUGUAAUUUCUCUUUUUACUUUUGUAGUGUUAUUGUUAUUUUGUUUUGGUGGGUAUUUUACUUAUUCUUUUUGUAUUUGUGGAAUAUUAGAGUUUACUUUGUUAUAUGCAUUGUUAGCUUGGUUAACUACGUUUUUGUUAAUGAUUUCGGGGAUGAAGGUUUCUGUUUAUUUUAGUAAGUUAGGAGAUAAAUUUUUAAAAACUUUUAGAAUGUUAUUAGUAGAGGUAGUAAGAGAGUUAUCUCGUCCAAUAGCAUUAACUAUUCGUUUAACGGUUAAUGUAAUAGUAGGGCAUUUAAUUGUGAGAUUUUUAUAUGAUACUAUAAACUAUAAAACUAUAAAAAAAACUUAUAGCUGA